Messenger RNA from Pieris rapae (cabbage white), 3979 nucleotides. RefSeq lists its product as uncharacterized. The record is from RefSeq and is a predicted model, not a curated record. The transcript is spliced from 17 exons. Bases 306 to 1877 code for a protein of 523 amino acids. Lineage: Eukaryota; Metazoa; Arthropoda; Insecta; Lepidoptera; Pieridae.
UGACAGCUAAUAUUGUAAACACAAGAGUACAAUGAACUCCUUCAUAUUAGUCAUUUUCUAGAUGAAAUAUAACAUAAAUAUCCCUUUAUAUAAAUGAAAAGGUUACUAAAAUGGAGUUUCCAAGUAGUAUUAUAUGUUUGGUGAAGUUGUUGAGUGAACUAUCAGUGUAUCUUGUGUUUCUAAAACUGGGCGUGAUAGUGUACGGAUUUUAAAUGUAAAUUUAAGUGUUUACGAUAAAUACGAUUUGUAUUGUUAAGCAAACAGAUUGGUUUAUAGCUUGUUAUUUAAUGAUGAUGGUGUAAAGAAUGGAAGCUACAAGCGAAACUGGCUAUUGUGAACGAGAGUCUUGGGAUGACUGGGGUAGUCAUUCUUCACUCAGCCAACAAGAAGAUUUGGCAACCCAAAGCAGCGGACGGGUGGAAGAUGUCUCCACUCUCCGUGCGGAACGUGACGCGCUGGUGCGUGCGUUGGCGAAUGAGAGGCAACGCGCGGCCAGUGCGGCUAGAGCUCACGAUGCAAGACUUGCAGAACUGCAUGGAGUCAUUGCUGAGUUGGUUAGGCGGCGAGCGACUGAUAAACGGGCUAAGGCCAUACCUGAGGAGGAAGUCUCUGAUGAAUGUGAGUCGACAACACAGCCGGCUGGUGAAUUAGACGCAGACAUCGAUUUAUCUAGGACCGACCAGAAUGAGAAUUCAUCGCUUGUGAGUCCAGCUGAAUUACCGACGCCCCAGGACCCAAAGGAGCUUCCAGAAGAUAGCGCUAGUACCAGCACUAAUGAUAUCAAAAUUCAACCGACAUUAGAAGUCUCACCACCACAAGAUUCAGAGAACUGUUCCAGUUUGAGGCUAUCCGAGAGGGAUUCAGAGAUAUGUGUUACAACAGCCAGAUGUUGCCAGUACAGCCGUGCUCAUGGUUCAAACAACAGCUGUCAAAGAGAGAGAGGUUCACCAGCGCUUCUACCGCCGUCUCCUGGACGUUGCGAGUCUCGUCAGGCGAAAAUCGCGUCCCGGGUUCGACUAAAAAAGACGUCUGAGACUGAAACCAAUCAACCAAUAUCUAAUGAAGAGUGGUGCGUGGAGGCUGCAGAACGGCUCGCCUUAGAUGUAUGUGCUCAGGCCGAUCUUAGAGAAGCUCUGGUCGCCGCUAACCAUGAAGAAGAGUCAAUAACCACUGAACUAUGGCGAGCGCGUUGCGUUCGUCUUGCGGCUGAAUGUCGCGUUCUAGACGCAGCCUUACAUAGAGCUGUGGACACACAACAUCGAUUAUCCUGCGCAUGCGCAAUGCACGAGUCGUCGUCCGUAGUAUUGUGCUCCGCGUUAAAGGCCGCAGAUCGGGCUUUGGAGACCUACGAUGUGUUGCUGGCUUUGGCUGAGACGCAAAACGAUACAGAUAGUCCAGAACGCUCUGCAGCUGAAGGAGUGGCACGUCGGUUGCUGCGUCGCCUUGAGAGCGGACCUGUGUGGGGUCAGGCGAUGCUGUCCCCGGGACCGUGGCACGAUCAUCAACAAAAUAAUACAACGGAGGAAGAUCUAGACCCGUGGAGCGAGGAAUGUGAAGUGCGUCUGCGCAGACACGCGGCGCGACUCAAAAGAGAAACCGUCGCUCUACGCGCAUUGCGACCGCCACCACACAUGUAUUCGCCGCACGAUAUGGAGGAAAGUGAGGAAAAUCCGGUGGAAAAUGGAUUGUCAGAUAUGGAGGCAGCUGUCAUGAUGCAGGAGGUACUGCUGGCUCGGGAAAAUAGGGUGGUAGAGCGAGCUGCGUCAAUACUACAUAAGGAGAAUUCACAACACAAGAGCGACGGAUCACGCGGCCGUCGCCGUGCAGAGAGGGAGCGACACUGGCUCGAUACACAAGCGUCUGAAACUGAUUUAUAAACUACCCACAAAUUAUCACACGAGAAAAAAAUUUUGAUUAAAGUUAUUUUUUAUUAACUUUUCAGUAUUUCCGAGCAGAAUUUAUAGAAUUUCUGAUAUUCUGGAAAAAAUAUAAUUGGUAGACGAAAAGUUUUUUCCCCUUCUUACAUAUAUGAUUAAAACGAGACAACGAUUUAGCAUCACAUAGAAGUACAAUGUAACGUGUUUAGUUUAGAUUAGAAACUGCUAAAUACAUAGAAAGUAAGGUAGUUUUUUUUAUUUUGAUUUUUUUAUUUAUUAAUAUUAAUAAAAGCAAUAUAACAUAUCUUUAUGUGCAUUUGGUUAAAAAAAUCUGUGUUAGAGAUAAAAAAAGAUAUUUUUGAAAGCGUAAAUAUUGCUUAAGUGUAAAAGAGAUGCCAAAUGCUUAAAUGCCUUAUUGCUGUCUCACUCUCGCAUGAGUGAAAUGUAUAUUCACACUUUUAGGCAAUAAUUUUGGCACGUGACUGUAUAAAACUAUUGUGUGUUCUAAACAUUUUGAAAAUAACAUUGACAUAAUAUUUAACCAACUUUAUAGUACGUUUAUGAAUAAAACUGUGUCACCCAUCCAACCACUUAUCAGUGGCAAGUGUUGCUUAACGUUAAACGCUGUUUUAAUAUUACCGUCUCAAAAUUAUUGCACACAAGUAUAAAAAGUGCUUUGCGAAUAUUAAAAGAUUUAAAGUUUUUAAAAAAAUAUAUUUUUAAUAAAACAUUUUAGGCUAAAUUUUAAAAUAUGUAAAUAUUCAUUGAAAAUAAACUAUGCAUUUAUGUACUUGCUUAUUGUUGAAUAUGCAGAGUAUAUGCAAUUAAUCCGUGCACAUAAUAUGAAAAAAUCUCAGUGAAAUCGUAAUUUUUAACGAGUCUACGACAAUGUACGAAUAACAAUACAAUAGAUUAUUAAUUUCAACACGCCUAUGCAUCCAUACAAAAAAUAAAAUAAAAAAAUGUUUUACAAUUGCAUUAUCACUACACAUAAUAACAUCUUACGAGUUAAGUGUGUGUCAAACUUGUGGGUUACCCGCCGUAGAUAGCGGUAUCAUUCGUAAAGAUUUUUUUAACUUCAAGUCCUGGAAUAUAAAAUGUGUAUAAUAAAUACUGGAAUGGACCUAAAUCACUCCCUUGCGGUACCCCAGGUUUUUUUACUGUCAAUAUGGAACGUUUAUUUUGUUAUCAUACUCUAAAUAUUCGUUUGUGUUAAAUAUAACUCAAGGAUAUUUGAGAUCUGUCGAGCCAUUGAUUCCAUUAGCCAUUACUUUAAUUUAAAUGGACAAGUACUCGGUGCCACACUUUGUCAAAUGCCUGAGCAGCAUUUGAAAGACAGUUUAAAGCAUCGUGCUUUUGACUUGACUAAACCAAAUUUCACAAUUACAAUUAUAUUGUGUAAUUCUUACAAUAUUUCUACUAACAUUACUCAACUCGUAAGAUAAUAGAGAAGAAGAACUCGUAUCAAAUCAUUUCAGAUACAUAGGUACCCUAUGUAUGUUCUGUUAAGAAACAUCUGCAGAAGCUUUCAAAAAACUAGGCAAGCAUACUAAAGGACAUUGCUCUUUAAGUUCUGGCCAAUUGUAUUGUCAUUCGUAUGUAUAUCGUCGGCCGUAAGAAUGUCAGUCAUUUUAGAAGAAUAGAUUUUACGAUGUUUAACUCAGCUGUAGUAGAUAAACUGUUACAACGGAGCUUACGGUUGCUUCUUUUGAAAUAUCUCAGUAGAAAUUUUAUAUUAUGACACCUUUUCCGGGGUUUAAUGACGUGUUCUUUUUUAAUAUAAAAAAAAAAAAAAUCUCUCAUGAAUGCAUUUAACUAUAAAUUAUGUGAUUCCCAAGGAUGGUUCAGGUGUAUGAUUCAUUGAUGUUUGUAAAUCUACUGUAGUAUAUCAAUUAUUAAUAAAAUCUCCCUAAUCUACGCUGCCGGAAAAGCUAUUAAGUAAUUUUUAAUUUACUAUCUGAAGUAUUGUAAUUAAUAUGAUUACGUAUCUAAACAAUGGUUUAUAACCGUAGGCUCUGACUCGUGUAUGUAUGGACCCUUUAUGUAUGUACAGAAUGCGAUGGUGCUAGUGUAGGUAGCUAACCAAUAUAAUAUUAAUAAUC